Molecule: messenger RNA, 636 nt
Organism: Rotaria socialis
Lineage: Eukaryota; Metazoa; Rotifera; Eurotatoria; Philodinida; Philodinidae
Source: the annotation of a GenBank genome assembly
AUGAACGCUCAUCAUCUGCGUGCUAUUCUUUUAAAACUACAAGAUCGUCUGACUGAUGAUGACCGAAAACGUUUACAUUUCUUCUUCGGCAAUGAUGUACCACGACGAAUUAGAGAUGAUCCAUCACUUGGUGGCACUCUCAGUCUCAUGGAAUCUCUAUUUGACCAAGAUAAAAUCAAUGAAGAAGAUUUCACAUUUUUGAUAAAUGCAUUCGAAGCAAUUCAGUGUAUUGACACUGCAAAACUUUUGAGAGAACACAUGAGACAAAGAGAGCCGAGUGAAAUAAAAUCGUCGAUGAAAAGUCUAGUUGAAAUAUUGCCAAUUACAAUGAAAGAACUUUUUGAUGAUCAGGAAAGUGAUACAUAUGACAUGGAAUUUCGUGAGCGUAAAUUGUUUCAUGUUUCUGCUCUUGCUUCAUUUUCAAGAUUGAAUUUAGCCUUCCUUUCUGAGACAAACAUGAAUGAUGACCACGACAACAUGGCGAUAAAUGAUAAAGAUGAUAAAAAUAUUAAUUCAAUUGCUACUCCUACACAUGAUCAAACACGGUUACCUUUGCAAUCGAAACAGAAACGGUAUAUUAAUGAUUAUAUUCGGAGUAGUAAGUGGAAUCUAUCUACAUCGUGCAUUACUAAAUAA